Messenger RNA from Drosophila nasuta, 961 nucleotides. RefSeq names its product OCIA domain-containing protein asrij (gene asrij). The transcript has 3 exons. Gene Ontology annotation, cellular component: endosome. The record is from RefSeq and is a predicted model, not a curated record. The coding region runs from base 81 to 875 and encodes 264 amino acids. NCBI's taxonomy places the organism in Eukaryota, Metazoa, Arthropoda, Insecta, Diptera, Drosophilidae.
AAAUUUCAAGUACGGUCACGCUGCCGAAAUCGCCGGCUGCUGCAAUUUCGUGAAACUUUUAGAAAUUUUAAUCAUUUAUCAUGGAUUUGCCAUUAAACGAUGGAAAUAGGCAACAACCUCCACCCAAUCAGCAUCCACUGGCAGACUACAACUUCAGUCCCGAUGAAUUGAAAGCGUUACGUGAAUGCAACCAGGAAUCAUUUGUCCAGCGAUCACUACCCUUUGGUACGGGAUUGGGACUGUUGGCCUAUUUUGGCGUUAAGAAUGGUUACAUUCAGGGCAAUGGCAAAUACGGAGCUGUGCCGAAAGUGGUUCUGGGUGUCAUUCUGGGCUACUUUGUGGGAAAGUUCAGUUAUCAGCAGAAAUGUGCUGAGAAAAUAAUGCGAUUGCCCAACUCACGACUGGGUGAAAUACUGCGUCAACGCAGACAAGGCGGUGGUGUCAUCAGCACCAUUACACCAGAUGAGAAUCUGGGCAGGGCAUUCACUCUGGCUCCCUUCACCCCAAGCUCCGCAGAUGUGUACACUGAUGAGGGAUUCCAGCCGUCUCGAAAUACAGCUUUGAACUUGGACACUGACUCGCGACCAUCGCUAUCCGGUCUAGACGACAUCUAUAGACCCACUCUGGACUCUGCCAGCACUUUGGUGGACACGGAAUUGCCAUUGGAACCGGCCAAGCCAGGUGAAUCCUACGAGGAUCUGCGCAAAAAGAAUCGCGACGAGUACUUGAAGCGUCAGCAGAGUCCCUACUCCCGGCCAUAUGAAGCACCAGCCCAGCAGCCGCAGCGUGCAAUUGUCGAGUUGCCUCCUCAGGAUCAAAAUGUUCCAAUUGCAAGUGGCAAGAAGAAUAAAUACGGUGAUUCCUGGACAGAUUAAAGAUCCAAAAAUCAUUCAAGUGCAGUUUGUUAAUAUUUAUUCGCUUGUUGAAUACAAAACGUAUGUAGUAAAAAAUUUUUCAAGGA